This is a messenger RNA of Papaver somniferum (opium poppy), 1418 nucleotides long. RefSeq names its product IAA-amino acid hydrolase ILR1-like 3. The transcript is spliced from 5 exons. Gene Ontology annotation, biological process: auxin metabolic process. NCBI's taxonomy places the organism in Eukaryota, Viridiplantae, Streptophyta, Magnoliopsida, Ranunculales, Papaveraceae. Bases 27 to 1340 code for a protein of 437 amino acids. The record is from RefSeq and is a predicted model, not a curated record. Gene Ontology annotation, cellular component: endoplasmic reticulum. Gene Ontology annotation, molecular function: IAA-Ala conjugate hydrolase activity.
UUCUUCUUCUUCUUCUUCUUCUUCUAAUGGAGGUACAUUUUCUCUACUGCUUGUGGUGGUUGUUGCUACUAUCAACACCCCAGAGACUACUCCAGCAAUCAUGGGCAGUUCAUGCCGAGCCGAAUUUGUCAGAAAUCAAAUUUAUGACAAGAACAUUACUUGAGAAAGCAAAAGAACCAGAAUUCUUCAGUUGGAUGAAAACGAUCAGAAGAAAAAUCCAUCAGUAUCCAGAACUGGCAUUUCAAGAACAUAAGACGAGUCAGCUCAUCAGAUCGGAACUUGAUUCACUUGGAAUCGGUUACACAUGGCCUGUCGCUAAGACUGGUGUUGUGGGUUCUAUUGGGUCUGGUUUAAACCCCAUUUUUUCCCUCAGAGCAGACAUGGAUGCCCUCCCUCUACAAGAAUUAGUAGAGUGGGAGUAUAAGAGCAAGUAUGACGGGAAAAUGCACGCUUGUGGUCACGAUAUUCAUGUGACAAUGCUUCUUGGAGCUGCCAAGUUGCUUCAGAGCCGGAAAGCCGAAUUGAAGGGAACUGUAAGGCUUGUUUUCCAACCAGGAGAAGAAGGUGCAGCUGGGGCUCACUAUAUGCUAAGAGAGGGUGCAUUAGAUAAUAGUUCAGCCAUUUUUGGAUUACAUGUAGACCCUCAUUUGCCGACUGGUUGUGUUGCAUCAAGGCCUGGUCCUGUGCUGGCUGGUUCUGGAAGGUUUUUGGUGAUACUCCAAGGGGAAGGUGGACAUGCAGCGCGACCACAGCUCACAAAAGAUCCAAUCCUUGCAGUGUCAUUCGCAAUCCUUGCACUCCAACAGAUCGUAUCUCGAGAAACAGAUCCACUUGAAAGCAGAGUGGUUUCAGUUGGUUUCAUUGAUGGUGGUGGCCAAGCAGGAAAUGUGAUCCCAGAAAUUGUGAAAUUUGGAGGAACCUUCAGGAGCAUGACAAAUGAAGGUGCAUCGUACCUGCGUCGUAGAAUCAAAGAGGUGAUAGAAGCUCAAGCAAUUGUACAUCGGUGCACUGCCACUAUAGACUUCCUGGAAGAUAAGUUAAUACCUUACCCGCCUACUGUGGACGACGAAACAAUGUAUAAGCAUGCAAAGAAAGUUGGGGAGGAACUUCUAGGUGAAGCAAAUGUACAUUUGAAUCCAUUGACAAUGGGAGCAGAAGAUUUCAGCUUUUAUGCGCAAAAGAUGGCGGCUGCAUUUUUCUUUAUAGGGGUUAAGAACGAUACAAUGAUACCAGUUAGAGAGCUGCACUCGUCGCAUUUCCAUGCUGAUGAAGAGGUUCUUCCGAUUGGUGCAGCUUUCCAUGCUGCUGUAGCUAUGACUUACUUGGGAUAUCCAUAUUAAUGCACGCCUGUACCUUGGUUUUUUACCAUAUGGAAAGUGUGUGUCCUGUGUUUCAAGUUUUCAAGCUCAAGUUAGUAG